Molecule: messenger RNA, 1396 nt
Organism: Chara braunii
Lineage: Eukaryota; Viridiplantae; Streptophyta; Charophyceae; Charales; Characeae
Source: the annotation of a GenBank genome assembly
UCGGAGGGGCAUGCCGGAAAUAAACAAAGGGGCAUUUCGAAAAUAUAUCGAAAACGAAAAUUAAAAAAAAAAAAAAGACCCKCUCACGUGCUUGUCGCUUUGAGGAGAAGUAUGUUCCCUGCCGCGAAGGAGUGGCUUCCCUGCUUCUAUCACAAAGGGCACGUCGAAACUUCAAACGCAAGUGGAUGGAAAAACGGUAAGACCGGAUCUUCUCACGUGCUUGUCGCUUUUAGGAGUAUGUCCCCUGCCGCGAAGGAGUGGCUUCCCUACUGCCAGACAAAGGGCAGGCGGGAGCUCCCAGAAGUGGCGUCGGCUAUCUCUUCUUCCACGGCAUUUGAGCCGAGGAGAGGGAGCUCAAGGGGCGACUCCAGGCGAACAGCUCCGGGAAGGCGUUAUCUGUUGCCAUCGCCGGAAGAGCUCAUCUGUCGCUGGGCGCGCGGAGACAAGAGCAAGGUGAAACGAAAGGCGAAGACGAAGAGKAUCAGGCACACGGUUUUCGAGUCCGUGUCUACGAUGUCGGCGAUGGUGGUCGUGCUGUUGCUGGGGCUUCUCCAGCUUGCCGUUCCUGGACUUGCUCAAAGUCCGCCACCUGGUACGGUAAAGAUCGAGAGCUWGACCUAUGCUGGCACUGGCUGUCCGCCUGAAGKUCUCGAUCUUGCAAUCUCCCCCGACGGAAUUUCCAGUUUGGGUUUCACGAAGUUCAAAGUGUUCACUCCAGGACGUAAAGCUGACCUGCGGAAAAGCUGCCAAGUGGGCGUCGCCCUGAGAUAUCCUGCUGGGUUCACGUUUAGUGUGACGACUGUGGCAUUUCGAGGGUCCGCCCAGUUCGAGGGAGGCGUCACGGGUGCACUGGCAGUUGCGUACUACAUCUCGGGUUUCCCAGGGACAGUCAGAUCCUCGCACAGCUUGCCUCCUCCCGUCGACGGCAACUUUGAGUUCUCGGAYMGCUUCGCAACCUUGGCCUAUGCACCGUGUGGCACUGAGUCGGUGUUGCUCAAUGUCAAUUUCGAGGCAAGAGUAGUGCCCCCACCCUCGCCGAAGAAGAACAACAAGGCCUUGGUCGUCCUAAACAACAAGGGCUCGAUCACCGUCACCAGUGCGGGUUUUAGUCUGCUCUGGAAGAAGUGCUAAGGGCAUACUGGCGGCAAAUACAGCGAGAUCCAGUUCAGAAAGUCGUAAUGUGAGCAUGGCCUAAKCUGAUUUAACCAGGCGUCAACAACAGGGGGGGGCGUUUCUUCGACAUCAGCAAGCUACUUGGAGAGAAGCAGAAUGAGCGACCGGGAGGGGCUCAGCUUGGAGAUGAGUGGAUUAAUCUAUUGGUCCGCAGCUGCAUUGUAUUGUCCGGGGCGCGUCACUGAGCGUGGUCAGCUAAGAACUGGCGACAUCACCGACGCAG